Aspergillus puulaauensis is the source of this 1845-nucleotide messenger RNA. RefSeq names its product Zn(II)2Cys6 transcription factor. The record is from RefSeq and is a predicted model, not a curated record. Gene Ontology annotation, molecular function: zinc ion binding; DNA-binding transcription factor activity, RNA polymerase II-specific. The transcript is spliced from 4 exons. NCBI's taxonomy places the organism in Eukaryota, Fungi, Ascomycota, Eurotiomycetes, Eurotiales, Aspergillaceae. Gene Ontology annotation, cellular component: nucleus. The coding region runs from base 1 to 1845 and encodes 614 amino acids. Gene Ontology annotation, biological process: regulation of DNA-templated transcription.
AUGGAUACAUCAAGACCGCCGAAGCGGGCUCGUCAGGCAUGCGAACAAUGCCGACGGAAGAAAUCACGGUGUCCCGGGGAGCGUCCGGCCUGCUCAUACUGCCAGAGACUGGGCCAGGCUUGCGAAUACGCGGGUGAUGAAGAACCAGACUAUUCCAGGAAGAUGGAACAACGAGUCGAGGGCAUUGAAGGGAAACUGGAGGCCUUGAUCGAAUGCUUCAGUAACCGGAAUCCGCCCCUCACUCCCUCGCCCACGACUACAUUUCAACCCAGGCAGCAAUAUCCUGUCGGGAUUGCUAAUACCCCGUUGAUGCAACAUAGCUCAGUCGCCCAAGGUGCACUGCAGCUAUUUCAGACUUACUGCAAUUUCCAGCCCCUGCCUCUUUUCAAUUGCCAGUACUUCCCCGCAUCUGGCGAGGGCCGCGAUGAAGAGCUUCUUCUCGCUAUUCAAGCCCUGGGUCUGCGGUUUAGUGGCAAUGGCAUAGCGGACCCGGAGACGCGCCGGCAGAUCAAGGAGUGGGCAGAAAGCUCGAGGCGCAUGGUGAUGACUCGCGUUACUGAGGGGUCGGUGGAACUAUCCACUUUACAAUCGUUGUGCAUUUUGACAUUCAUCGACUACACCUCGGGGCACACCAUGCGGUCCGGGGCAAACAUCCGCCUGGCCACAUACAUCCUUCAAAAUCUGAAAUUCGGAAGCGCCGAAUUGGCCGAUUUAGAGAAUGAACGAGAUGAACGCGUGCUCCUGCGCUGGAGCUUCCAUAUGCUUGGGAAUCUCACUGGCGAGCCAAGUCCGAGGCUUAUGUUUGGCAAUAAGAAGGAUCUUGGAGUGACUGUUUGUUCCAUCCAGCUCAGCGAGGUCUGGGGCCUGGCACAGAGCUAUGCUGCUUCUCCUGUUACCGCUGACUCCCCUCCCCCUUGGGCACCCCAGUCGGACUAUUCCCGGGUCACAUUCCGGCACACCGAGUUUGAAAGCGUCACUCCGCUGAGAUACCGUCUUCACGAAACACGCCUUGACGAGUUGACGGGCCCCGACCUUCAGCAGAGGAGGGAAUUUUGGGGCCACUGUCUGUUCUUCCAGAUGGUCUUCCAUGCCAUUCCUUGUCUUCUCAACCAUCCCCUUUUACUCUCGGCACGAUUACGAAACUUCCGCUAUACCAUGCCACAGUCAUUCCUGCGGCACUCUUAUGAACAAAUAACUCUACACGCAGGAUGGAUUCUGCACUUCAUCGAGCUGCUGGAGGCGAAAGGCUAUGAAGUAUCAGAUCCAACACUUGGACAGUGUGCUGUCAUAAUCGCGACAAUCUAUCUCCAGCAUAGCUUUGUCGAGGAUCUCUUCUUCCGCGAAAAGGCCCAGUCUGGGUAUGACAAAUGCCUUAGUUUCCUCCAGCGAAUGGCCCUCCGAUGGCCAAACAUUGAGAGGCAGGUCGAAAACCUGCGUCAACUGCGGAGCAGUAUUUCUGCCGGAGACAUGCAGAAUUCUCACCAGACCUGGUCAGUGAACGUCCAUCUGCUCCGAGAUAUCCUGAUAUCGGCCCCGCCUAAGCAAACCGCGACGGACUUCUUUGGGCCCGGUCUCGCUAUGGAAAGUGCACUCCAUACAGAAUCCUCCACCCCAGAUCCAGAGUUUGGACUGAUCGGGUCUGCGGGAAUUUCUGGCCAUAAGACGGUGGCGAGGAACCUGGUCAAUUACUACCCUCCUGAGCAGGUUCUACAGCCCACGCCCCCGGACAUGUCGGCCUUACUAGGGGAGCCAGGGCUGGGUCUCACUGGGACUCCGGACAAUGCGUUUUUGCAGGCGCAGGAUUACGGACGGUUUAUUGAUAACUGGCUGGAUCUACCCACGUAG